AUGGCCUCCGGCUGGAAUCUGUUCUUCAGGGUCACUUAUAUUUUCCCUCCCUUGAAAGCUCAAAUAGGGGCUGGCAAGGUUGUACCGUCUCCUAGUAGGCGCGUGAUGCACGGCUGAAUCUGGUAUGUCCAGGCGGGAAGAUCUCACCAAGUUUUCGAAAAGCUUUCUCAAAGCACUCAGGUGGAAGCUAGAACGCAGGUAAUCAGAUGGAAUCAUCGCUUGCACUUUGAGCUCGGACCCUGCCCUUCUCGCGGGCCAAAAUGCCCAAAUUGCUGCACGGCAGGCGAGCCUUGGGCGGGAAAGAUCUCUCCGCGCAGCGACGGCGCGAUGGCUUGGGGAUUUCGCCGUCUCGCCGUCGAGCCCAGCGCGCGCGGAAGUCGACGCGCGGGCGUGGGCCCAAUUUCUCUUCCUUACGCUGCGUACGACAAUCAUGUGAGUGAUGCGCCGCCUACAACGAUGACGACCAUCACCGACCCCGACCUACACUCCGCUUGGACGAUCCUGACGACCAUGAUGAGACGAAGCUUGCCGUCGGUCGUUGGUGUGGUCAGGAGCGAGCGCAGUGUAGGCGUGCGGCGGCUGGGAUGGGUCGUCGUUGGCCGUUCUGCGAGACCGGGCAUGGGAGGGGAGACGAUGGCCUGCGUCGAGGCGGGCGCAAAACGCAACUGCUGACCGUCCACUAUGCGCCGCGACUCUCCGCGUGCUAUGACUUUGUGACUCGUACAGGGCACGUGGACCCAAGAAGCACUUGAAGCGAUUGGCAGCUCCUUCAUCAUGGAUGUUGGACAAGAUGGGCGGUACUCACGGUCAGUUUUACCCUCCUCCGCUUGCGUGCCGCGCUCGUUGGCUGGCGGGCGUAUUUUGGCUCAGGCCGUUCCCGCGCCUCGUCGAGUGCUCGCAGCCAGAGCGGGCGCUGGGCGGGGGCAGCCUCGAACCAGGCGGGCGGGCGUACUCUGCCUAAUCUACAAGAGCUGACCUUGUUGCUCAAUUCACCACAUCUCCGUGCCUUUUGAACACCCGUGCUUCAUUCUAUUCAGCGCCCCGACCUUCGUGAGUCGGCACACAAUUCGGACACGCUGAUUGGCAGUAUCGCGGACGAGACGCUGACCAUCCCUCCGCGUCCUGCAGACCCGGUCCUCACAAGCUCCGUGAAUGCCUGCCCCUUUCCGUAAGCUAUUGCACCUGCUCCAUGGGCUCAUCACCGUUUUACUGGCGUCGAAGGCAGGCAUGGAAUAGGAGACGUUGCAGGAGGGUGGUGUGACGGAGCCGGUCGACGGCGGUCAGGAGCGGCAUGGCAUCGACAGCGCCCAGCAGGGCCUUCCUUCCCCACGCUCAUCCGCCUACCCUAUCAAGCCUGCGACUGACCCUCGUGUAUUCUCUCAACAACGUAGAUCUUCCUCCGUAACCGUAUGAAGUACGCCCUUACCGGUCGCGAGGUCACUCUUAUCGUCAAGCAGCGCCUUAUCAAGAUCGACAACAAGGUCCGCACCGACGAGACCUUCCCCACCGGUUUCCAGGACGUCAUCACGAUCGAAAAGUCGGGCGAGCACUUCCGCCUCAUGUACGACGUCAAGGGCCGAUUUUUGUGCCACGCCAUCACCGCCGAGGAGGCCAACUACAAGCUGUGCAAGGUCAAGAAGAUCCAGCUCGGCGCCAAAGGCGUCCCCUUCCUCGUCACCCACGACGGCCGCACGAUCCGUUACCCCGAUCCGCUUAUCAAGGUCAACGACUCGGUUAAGAUUGACCUGACCGAGAACAAGAUUGUUGACUUUGUCAAGUUCGAGACCGGCAACUUGGUCAUGGCUACUGGUGGCAGGUGAGUUUUUUUCAAGAGGGCGGAGGGAGUAUUGCGCUGUGGUAUUCCAUCUGGUACGAACGGAUCUUUGACCGCGUCUUCUCUCGUCGUACAGGAACAUGGGUCGAUGCGGUGUGAUUGUCCAUAGGGAGCGACACCUCGGCGGCUUCGACAUCGUCCACGUCCGAGACGUGCUCGACCGAGAGUUCGCUACGCGUGUUGGAAACGUCUUUGUUCUUGGCCAGGGCAACAAGCCGUGGGUGUCGUUGCCCAAGGGCAAGGGUGUCAAGCUCUCGAUCGCGGAGGAGCGUGAUCAGAAGCGCAGGGUCGCGUCCAAGUAA
This is a messenger RNA of Microbotryum saponariae, 2136 nucleotides long. NCBI's taxonomy places the organism in Eukaryota, Fungi, Basidiomycota, Microbotryomycetes, Microbotryales, Microbotryaceae. The record is from the annotation of a GenBank genome assembly.